AUGACGACUAAGACCAUCCAUGGGAACUCGCAAUUCCAGAAGCCCUCCUCUCUACGCUGGACGUGGGAGUCACCCGGUGGAGGGUACCGUAAUGAAAUAGACCACAUCAUUGUCAAUAAAAGGUUCUGCCUGACGGACGUCGCUGUUGUACCAAAGUUCAAUACGGGAUCGGACCACCGCCUCCUUCGAGGAAGAUUUUCCUUCACAAGGAGAGCAGAGAAAGCCGCCAAGUUCAGAGGGAGAAAUCCCAGGACUAUCAUCAACUGGGCGCUCUUCGCUACGUUAGCCGGCUUUUGGGAAGAUUCCGCAAUGGACAACAUCGACGAGGAAUAUGACCGGCUCGUUGAACACCUUCACAACUGUGCGAAGAAGGCUGAGAGUUUUAAAACGACAAAGAGACGCCUGUCUCUUCAAACUCUUGAGCUGAUACGCCAGCGUGGAGAAGCACGAGCCGCAGGGAACCAAGAACUCACGUCCGAGCUCGCAAGGCUUUGCAGAGAGGCGAUAAAGGAAGACCUUAAAGAGAGAAGAGCAGAAAUGCUGGCUGAAGCUGCAGAGGCGGGGAAAAGCAUCCGUCGAGACUUCGCCAGUCGCAAGACGAGGAUGACUGCUCUCCGGAACUUGAAGGGAACAACCAUUGCAUCGAGAAGAGGGAUGGAGAAAAUCAUCUACGACUUCUUCUCCGAUCUCUUCGACAGCCAUGUCCACUUGCCUCCUCACCAUCUGAGGGAAGACGGACAAGUCAAUCCAGAGGUUCUCCCGUCCGAAAUACGACAUGCUAUCAUGUCGGUGAGAAAUCGUACGGCACCCGGUCCCGACAGAAUAAGACCAGAACACCUGAAGAGCCUUCCGCCAGUACUCAUCAACACCCUGGCGAGGCUCUUUACACGUUAUCUGUCGGAAUGCAAGGUUCCUAAACAGUGGAAGACCAGCAAGACCGUGUUGUUGUAUAAAAAGGGAGAUCCACAUGACAUCGGCAACUAUCGCCCAAUCUGCCUACUGUCCGUCAUCUACAAGCUCUUUACAAGAGUGAUCCUUAAUAGGAUUGAAAAAGUCCUGGAUGAAGGACAGCCAUGCGAGCAAGCAGGGUUUCGAAAAGGAUUCAGCACGAUUGACCACAUUCACACUGUUUCGAAACUCAUCGAGGUAUCACGAGAGUACAAGAUGCCGCUCUAUCUCACCUUCAUCGACUUAAAGAAGGCCUUCGACUCAGUUGAGACGGAAGCGGUCGUGGAAGCCUUGGACAACCAAGGCGUCCCUACUCAGUACAUAACGUACUUCGAGAGAUGUACAGUAACUUCACGACCGGAAUUUCGCCAUUUUACAAGAACGUCAUCAUUGACGUGA
Necator americanus (New World hookworm) is the source of this 1347-nucleotide messenger RNA. RefSeq lists its product as uncharacterized. The coding region runs from base 1 to 1347 and encodes 448 amino acids. The transcript has a single exon. The record is from RefSeq and is a predicted model, not a curated record. NCBI's taxonomy places the organism in Eukaryota, Metazoa, Nematoda, Chromadorea, Rhabditida, Ancylostomatidae.